Molecule: messenger RNA, 1082 nt
Organism: Dermochelys coriacea (leatherback sea turtle)
Lineage: Eukaryota; Metazoa; Chordata; Testudines; Dermochelyidae
Product: inorganic pyrophosphatase-like
Biological process (GO): phosphate-containing compound metabolic process
Cellular component (GO): cytoplasm; extracellular exosome
Molecular function (GO): magnesium ion binding; inorganic diphosphate phosphatase activity
Source: RefSeq, a predicted model, not a curated record
GCUGCCGGUGACACCAUGGCCAGCUACAGCGUGAAGGAGCGCACCACCCCCAACAGCCGAUACCGGCUCUUCUUCAAAAAUGAUAAAGGACACUACAUAUCACCAUUCCAUGAUAUUCCAAUAUAUCCAGUUGCUGGCAACAAUGUGUUCAACAUGGUUGUGGAAGUACCUCGAUGGACAAAUGCAAAGAUGGAAAUUGCAACAAAGGAUCAUCUAAACCCAAUUAAACAAGAUGUGAAGAAAAGACAGCUGCGUUAUGUUGCUAAUGUAUUUCCCCUCAAGGGCUGUAUCUGGAAUUAUGGUGCUAUCCUACAGACAUGGGAGCAUCCAGGACAUAAAGAUGAAAAUACUGGUAAUGGAGAUAAUGAUCCAAUUGAUGUGUGUGAAAUUGGAAGCAACUGGAAGCAAUUGGAAGCAAGAGGAGCAGUAAUUAAAGUGAAAGUUCUGGGCACAACAGCACUGAUUGAUGAGGGGGAGACAGACUGGAAAGUAAUAGCAAUCAAUAUUGAAGACACUGAAGCAGCCAACUAUAACAAUAUUGAUGAUGUCAGAAAGAUGAAACCUGGAUACCUAGAAGCUACAAUGGACUGGUUUAGAAGGUACAAGGUACCUGACGGGAAGCCAGAAAACCAGUUUGCAUUUAAUGGAGAAUUUAAAGACAAGGAUUUUGCAAUUAACAUCAUCAAAAGCACUCAUGAAUACUGGACAGCUCUAGUAUCUAAAAAAACAGAUGGAGGAGAAAUCAAUUGCGCAAAUACAACUGUGUCAGACAGUGCCUUUUGUAUUAGUCAAGAAUCUGCUAAAGCUACUGUGGAAGCAGUACCACCCUGUGGAACUCCCAAUACAAUACCACCUGAAGUGGACAAGUGCUUCUAUUACCAGAAAAACUAAGACCUAAAGGUGGAUGUUGAAACGUCUACAUUUCUCCGACCAAAAAAGCCCUAAGUGGGGGGAAAAAAUGAGAAAUACUAGCUUACAGUUCCAGAGGAAAAAAUAGUCUUGUCUUAUAGAUAACUUAUAACAGAAUUGCAUAUCUAUCAAUAAUGUGGCAUGUUCAAGAUGUACCAAAGACAUGUAGAGAA